GCCCAAUAGCAAGUGGAGAAGGGGAAAGAGGCUGGUCUGAGGUCUUUAUAAACGUCCAAUACAUCCGCGCUUCAGUUGCACGUAGUAAAUAACCAAAUCUUUGUUAUAGUGAAGAAAUAGUACUGAGGCGAUUUGCAAACCAUUUAAAGAGUGUUUAAGGACUUGUUGUGGGUGAUCACCAGUGGACAAUCAAGCUUUACCGGACUAUUUUCCUGCAGUAUCAAACUGGCUCAAAUUAAGAUCCUACAUCUGUACAUAUAAGAUCCACAUUGGAACCUGUUUAACAAGAUUGUAUCAGUGGUUUCCUCAAUUGAAGACAUGGAUGAUAUCCAGGUUGCGUCAAAAGCACCCCUGCUUGUUGACAGGGAAUUGCCAGGGUUGAGAGAGGCUGUAGCACAACUCGUGAUAAAGGAGCACAAUGUAGAGACUCCCCAUGGAAGGAUCCACUGCACCAUGAAGGGGGUGCCCAAAGGAGACCGCCCCGUCAUCCUCACCUUCCAUGACAUUGGACUGAACCACAAGACGUGCUUUGACUCCAUGUUCCAGCAUGAGGACAUGCAGGAGAUCAUGCAGCACUUUGCUGUGUGCCAUGUCGAUGCCCCUGGACAGCACGAGGGGGCCAGCACCUUCUCUACCGGGUACGAGUACCCCUCCAUGGAUCUGCUGUCUGAGUCUCUCCCCCUGGUCCUCAAGCAUUUUGGUCUGAAGAGCGUCAUUGGAAUGGCCGUCGGAGCUGGAGCCUACAUCCUUGCAAGAUUCGCUCUGGACUACCCUACGUUGGUGGAAGGCCUGGUUCUGAUUAAUAUCAACCCCUGUGCUGAGGGGUGGAUGGACUGGGCUACAAACAAGGUCACUCCUUUGCCUGACAUGCUCAUCGGCCAUCUCUUCGGAAAGGAGGAAAUCUCCAACAACCAUGACCUUAUCGCCACCUACCGCCAUCACAUCAUGAAUGACAUGAACCAGUACAACCUUCAACACUUUGUUAAAGCUUACAACAGCCGGCGGGAUCUGGAGAUUGAGAGGCCCAUUCCUGGUGGAAAAGUCACCGUCAGAACCCUGACGUGUCCUUCUCUGUUGGUGGUAGGAGACAGCUCUCCGGCCGUUGACGCUGUGGUGGAGUGCAAUACUAAGCUGGACCCGACAAAGACCACAUUGCUGAAGAUGGCUGAUUGUGGAGGCCUGCCCAUGGUUGACCAGCCUGCAAAGCUGACAGAGGCCUUCAAGUACUUCAUUCAGGGAAUGGGCUACAUGCCUGCUGCCAGCAUGACCAGACUGGUCCGCUCUCGCACGGCGUCCGGAUCCAGCAUCCACUCCAUGGAAGGCAACAGGAGCCGGUCUCACACCAACGAGGGAAACCGAAGCCGGUCUCACACCAACGAGGGAAACCGAAGCCGGUCUCACACCAACGAGAAGCGUGGCCGCUCUCACACAGACAGUAUGGAAGGCACAGCAAACAGCAGCGCCGCUCUCAAGUCCACCGAAGUGUCCUGCUAGACGACCCUUAUCCUCAACCUUUAACCUCCAGCCCUCUGGUUCCUGCUGCACUGCCACUAACCACUCUCUCUCUCUCUCACACACACACACACACGAUUCCAUUCCAUUCAAUGCAAAGAGUUGUUUUUGUAAAGAUAUGCAAGUAUAUACUACGGCAUAAUAAAGGAAAUUCUGUAGAGGGAAGAAAAAACAAACUGAAAUUAACUCAUCCCUUCCCAAUUGCAGAGUCCAGUGGAAUAUUUAGGUGUUAGGGGCAACGCAGCUGAGCUACACCGCAACAGAGAAUGUGGGAGAAAGCUGUUGCUGCAGAGCGAGUACCUAGUACACCAGUUUGUACAUUUUUCUUUUAAAUCUCUCAUAAGGAUUUUUUUGUUUGUUUGUAGUGUUUUAUCACAUCUGACAGAGUUUUCUUAAAUACGUACCUGACUGUAAAUGAGUGCUUCUUUCUGUUCUCAUUGUUAUUGUUCAUUAACUUUUCAGUGUUAUAAUUCAUGUUCUGUGUGAUAUAGGAUAGACAGUGUUAGGCCUAGAUGUGGAGAAAGAAAAGGGAGGCAAGUGGAUCAAGUUAUUUUGCUCAAAUUGAUAUUCGUCUUUGAAACCGUGGGAAGGAGGGAAUCGGAAAUGUAUCAUACAACACAUUUCUGUAACCAUUCCUCUGUUUCAUGAUGUUGUCCAUUCAUUUUGAGUUAAGUCUCCUGGAUGUUCUGUAUCUGUCAACUCUGUGGAAUCAAACCAUUUUAACUGUUCUAUUCUAGAACAUUCCAUAAUACACUAUUAUUUUCAUUAAUCAAACACAACAAAAACUAAAUUGAUCAGCUUUGAAUCCUAUUGCUUUAUUAAUAGAUCAUGGCUUCAGGCAAAAAAAUAUAUUUUGGAUAUUUUUUGUGUGUGUAUGUAAAUGUUUUCUAUGCAAUCAAGCACGGCAGAACAAAGAUGAUGUGCCAUGGAAACCUUCUCUGACUUAAAGUUAUUUUGUUGUGAAGGAUUUGCGAGAGUCAAGCCGAUAGAUCCACAUAAUGUAAUGUGAGGAUAGUUCUCCUUAGAACGUAUCAAAAACCCUCCCACUCUUACGUGCACUACAGCAACACUUUGUAGAACACAGGCCUACAUCGCUUUUUAAAGAUGCACAACUGCCUAAUGCUGUAGAUGAGAAGCAUUAAAUAUGGCAUAACAGUUUUGUAUUUAUUUAAUAAAUAAAAACCUAUAACUUUU
Molecule: messenger RNA, 2706 nt
Organism: Oncorhynchus nerka (sockeye salmon)
Lineage: Eukaryota; Metazoa; Chordata; Actinopteri; Salmoniformes; Salmonidae
Product: protein NDRG1-like
Exons: 17
Coding region: 319-1494 (391 amino acids)
Biological process (GO): signal transduction
Cellular component (GO): cytoplasm
Source: RefSeq, a predicted model, not a curated record